AAAACGUCAAAAUUGUUCGCAUAUAUAGCCGAAGAGAUAAGAACGAAAUGCCUUCGUUCUUUUGAUUUCGGGAAAUUAUUUUACUUUAUUUCCCCCAGAGACUAUCCAAAAUUGUAAGCUUACAACCAGGUCGAACAGCGCCCAGAGAAUGUCUAACGCGGAUGCAAUUCAGGUGAGUUCGCUCCCACUGCCACCGGCCCAGUACAUCAACCUUUUCACCGAUGAGAACAUUCGGAAGAAUCGGGCUCCGAAACCACCUCCACCGAUUCAGGAUGGGUACACAAUGUUCGGUAACCCGUUCAGCAAUGACGAUAACAUUAUCAGACCGCUGGAAGCACAAGGCUUCAAGCGACUUUAUCCGCAACACUUUGAUCGGCGAAAGGAAUUGAAAAAGCUGAACCAUUCGCUGUUGGUGAAUUUUCUCGAUUUGAUCGAUCUGCUUGUACACUAUCCCGAUAGUCCGAGGAGGGCAGAAAAGAUAGAGGAUCUAAGCUUGCUAUUCGUUCACAUUCACCACCUGCUGAACGAGUUCCGACCCCACCAAGCGAGGGAAACACUUCGGGUUAUGAUGGAGCUUCAGAAGCGACAACGGAUAGAAACGGCACAGCGAUUUCAGAACCACUUGGAGAAGGUACGGGAGAUGGUGAAGAAUGCGUUUGCUUCGCUACCGGAUUUGACGGAAUCCGAUCGGCUUACCGGUGCGGUAGAGCAAAUGGAUACAGGGGACGAUGAUGAUGUGGGUAAAGGUCGAGGCGAAGGCUGCAACCCACUGGAUCGAUUGAUGUGCGAACUGGUGGAUAAUAUGUAAAGACGAAAUUUGUCGAUAUUACGAGCAAUGUAUUCAUAUGCUGUUCGGGUUCAUGUAUUACCUGUCGAAAGUAUGACUAUCCCUUCAUCAGUUUAAAAACUUGUUUUUCAUUUUUCCUGUUUUGGGGUACAAAUAACUUAAAACAAUGUUUCUCCACUAAUCAAAUCGACAUUGGCGCAUGAAUAAAACUAAUAUAAAGUAAA
Messenger RNA from Toxorhynchites rutilus septentrionalis, 1011 nucleotides. It is a transcript of the gene MED7, whose product is annotated as mediator of RNA polymerase II transcription subunit 7. Gene Ontology annotation, biological process: regulation of transcription by RNA polymerase II. Bases 149 to 808 code for a protein of 219 amino acids. The record is from RefSeq and is a predicted model, not a curated record. Lineage: Eukaryota; Metazoa; Arthropoda; Insecta; Diptera; Culicidae. Gene Ontology annotation, molecular function: transcription coregulator activity. The transcript is spliced from 2 exons. Gene Ontology annotation, cellular component: mediator complex; core mediator complex.